Plodia interpunctella (Indianmeal moth) is the source of this 2547-nucleotide messenger RNA. RefSeq names its product very long chain fatty acid elongase 2-like. The record is from RefSeq and is a predicted model, not a curated record. NCBI's taxonomy places the organism in Eukaryota, Metazoa, Arthropoda, Insecta, Lepidoptera, Pyralidae. Gene Ontology annotation, biological process: very long-chain fatty acid biosynthetic process; fatty acid elongation, saturated fatty acid; fatty acid elongation, polyunsaturated fatty acid. Bases 112 to 1023 code for a protein of 303 amino acids. The transcript is spliced from 5 exons. Gene Ontology annotation, molecular function: fatty acid elongase activity. Gene Ontology annotation, cellular component: endoplasmic reticulum membrane.
GAUUAUUGUAUACUUGCGCUCAAUCGCGAGUUCACGCGUUCCUAGCAUUUUUGCUAGAGGUUUGUCUUUUUUAUCUAGUUAAUAAAAAGAAAAAGUGCCAAGAAUAUUAAAAUGGAUUUGAAAAUAGAAAACGCUACGGGGGCGGAACUCGGGAAUGGCGGAAUAUGGGAAUUAAAAUCUACUUUGGACUACGUUGAUAGCUGGCCGCUUAUGAAAUCACCAGUACCAAUCUUCGCGAUAUGGGCCACCUACAUUGUGUUCGUAUUAAAAGCAGGACCACAAUAUAUGAAGAACAGACCAGCGUUUGGGCUACACUCAGUUUUAAUACUGUAUAAUCUUAUCCAAGUUUUGUACUCAAUUUACAUUGUGUAUGUGGGACUGUCGUUACUACGUCCUAUCGGCUACGUCCAUCUAUCGUGUAAUUUGGACAAAGACACUUCAAGACAGAUCGCCAACGGUAUAUACAUAUACUUCUUAGCGAAACUGUCAGAAUUUCUGGACACUAUAUUCUUUGUGCUGAGGAAGAAGCAGAACCAAGUAUCCUUUCUCCACGUCUACCACCACUCCGUGAUGCUGUGGGCAACUUGGCUGACCCUAAAGUUCGAGCCAACCUACAGCACAAUAUUUUUGGGCACACUCAAUUCUUUCGUCCAUGUAAUCAUGUACUCAUAUUACGGACUGUCAGCGUUUCCUUCCCUGUCCAAAUACUUGUGGUGGAAAAAGUACAUCACUACUAUGCAACUAUUGCAGUUUGGAAUGGUUAUCGUCCAUACAUUUGUAAAUGGAAUCACUAGUGAAUGCCCUCCAUCGUAUAUACUAUUAUCGACUAUCACUAUCAAUGCAUCGAUUUUGAUAUAUCUGUUCGGAGACUUUUAUGUCCAAUCCUACUUAAAGAAGAAAAAUAAUGAGUGUACAGUUAAACUGUCUAAUGGAAAACACAGCAAUGGACAGGCAAAUGGACACAGCAAUGUGUUUGAAAGCGUACAUUCUAAAUCUAAUGGAGCAGACAAAAAAGAAUUAUAGUCAUACCGUCAGAACAUUCUGGAGGUUUACUUAAAUUUUCUUAAUUUAAGCAUACUUCGUAUUUUAAGUUUUUUAUUACAGGAUUACAGUAAAGACAAAGAUCAAAAUCUUUACAUAUAAAUAUUGGUGUAGCUAAGAUUAGAACCAUAUAUUUUUGUCAGGACGGUGGAAAUUUUUUGAGAUGUUUUACAAAUUCAAGGGUAGAGUAGAAUACAAUUUUGGAAAUUGAUUUACCCUAAUAUUCAUAAAAAUGAUAAUAAUUAUUGUUGUUAAAACUGGAUACAAUUUAAAGUUGAUUUACCCUCUUUCACAAAAUUGUUAAUAAUUUUUCUGAUGAAAGUUGAUACAAUUGUAAAUUGAUUUACCAUCUUAAGCAUAAAAAUGUUGAUAUUAUUGCGGUAAUACCUGUUUUGUUCGUUCAUUUAAUGUUAAAUAUUGUAAGUAGAUUUUAGUCUAAGUGGUCUAAGUAGUAUAAUUGUUCUAGUAUUUAUAUAGGAAGGGCUUCUCAAUGUUGUUUACACACAACUCUCCCUUUCAUUCGGGGUUGUGAAGCCGCGAAGCCCGGGGUCAGCGUAAAAAAAUCCUUUAAAGUCUAGAAAUUCGACUGUGAUUUUAGUCGAGUCCUUGGGAAUGCUAUUAGGCUGUGUGUCCCUUAGUCGCCUCGUACGACAUCCACAGGAAGAUAUGAAGUGGUCCCAUUCUAGGGCGGAACCACAACCCACCAAUGUUGUGCAUACAUAUUUACUUCCUUAAUGAGUGACUCAUGUAAAUUUAACAUCAGCUUAUAUUUAUUAGCUCGGGAUGCAGGAAAUGUUAUGGAGAAUAAAACUAGUUUUAAUUUUAGAAAUAACGUAAUAAAUUAAAUUCAUAUGUUUUUUUGUUAAAAUAAAUUAUAUCGCUGGUACAAAUUAUAUUUAUUUGAUAGCGAUUAAGUAGAAUUCCUUUAAAGUUUGAGACUUUGAUUUUAUCCAUGACGUUAACGAACCUUUUUGUUGUAUAAAUUAAAUCAUUAUUUUUAUGAGAGCGCCAUUUCUUUCAGGGCCUCAUUAUUGCGAUCUGAGAUCACAGUGUGUAAAGAAAGUGGAAAAAAACUGUUUUUUGGCGAACAAAAUAAUUUUGCCAAAUAAAAUUGUCAUGAUUUGUUGAUAAACAUCCAGUGUUUCCAGCCAACAGAAGACAAUAUCCUAAUUUUUCUUCACUUUCUUUACAGAUUGUUUAUGUAUUCUCAAUUUCUUCCUAGUUGAGAUUGCAUACGAUUUUUUAUGAAAAAUACUACAAAAUACUGGGAGUAAUAUCCACGUAAAAUUUACUUUCAUACUGUAAUAGCAAUUGUGAAGUUAUGAAAUUGCAAGUUAAGUUUUUAAAAUAUUAUCUAAGAAUUCAAAAAAACUGUUACAUAACUAUAUAAAGGGGCAAAUAUGACAAGACGGGGUGUUCACCCCUUAAUGGGUACAGACUACUAUAGCAACUAUAAGAAUAACAUUUUUAUAAUAAAAAAUAAAGCAAAUUUGAAGAAUAAGAAAA